UCCUUACAUAGUUAGAUGAGAAUUUUGCAAGGUUCUCAUGUGUAUUCAAAUUCAGUGAACAGUGACAAAAUUAAUUGCAAGUAAGACUUAAAGGUCGCGAGCAGUGCAAAAAUAAUUCUCGAACUUAAUUUGUACAAAAACAAGAAAAAACCAUCGAAAUAAGUGAGACGUCAAAUUUUCAAAACAGUGACAGUUUGCAAAAUAUUUUGCAUAUUGGUAAUUACCAAGAAAAAAAUAGAAUGUCUAAAAAUCUGUCCGUUCCCCCGGUCCGGGCCAAAUCCCCUGCUCCUAAAGGAAACAAGGAGGGUCCCAAGAAGGUCCUGGUAAAGAAGAGGGAGAAGACUGGUCCCCGAGCUAAGUCUAGAUCUCCGAACCCUAGUUUCUGUUCUGUUCUGAGCAGAGUAAAAGAUUGGGAGCUUGGAGCGUUUACUCCCAAGACAGCGCUGGCUGAAAAUGUCGAUAUUCUUAAUCCAAGUAAUACUCCGUACAGUGAACCUGAUGAGGAUGCAUCGCCUAAUAAUGAUACAGAUUGGGACUGGGGUUUCAAGGAAAACUCAAUUUAAUCAUUUCUAAAUAAU
This is a messenger RNA of Eurytemora carolleeae, 578 nucleotides long. RefSeq lists its product as uncharacterized. The transcript is spliced from 4 exons. The record is from RefSeq and is a predicted model, not a curated record. Bases 240 to 563 code for a protein of 107 amino acids. NCBI's taxonomy places the organism in Eukaryota, Metazoa, Arthropoda, Copepoda, Calanoida, Temoridae.